AUGCUUCCAGAACCAACAAUCACUCUCACUCUCCCUAGCAUCAACGAUGGAACUCCUCUAGAUUGUCGCAUCUACCAUCCUCUCUCACUGUCCGCGAACCCGGAAGCGCCCAAGUGGCUGAAACAUGCUGCUGUGGUUGCUCAUCCGUAUGCGCCUAUGGGAGGAUGCUAUGAUGAUCCUGUUGUAGGCGCUGCGGCGGCGCAAUUGCUACGGAAGGGCUUUUUGGUAGCGACGUUCAACUUUCGAGGUGCGCAUGGAUCCGCGGGACGGACUUCAUGGACUUCGAAACCUGAACGAGACGAUUAUGCGACCGUUGUAGCUUUUGUUCUACACUACGUUCAUUUCCUCGAUCCCUUCAAACCACACCUUGAAACCGUUUUACACAGCGAACCUGUUACGCCGACGAGUCCAGACAUGCCGGUUGGCCUAGAUGUGGCUAUCACUUCAGCACCUCGGAUACGUCCUAUUUUGCUUAUGGGAGGAUACUCAUACGGCGGCUUCGUAACGAGCAGAAUACCCCCGCUCGAUGCGAUUCUUCAACCAUUCAUUUCUCCAAUUGCGGGCUCGGAUGCUGCGGAAGUUCGUCUAAGAGCUGCGCAUCUGGCGGAGCAGCAGAACGUGAUUCUGUCGAGUACCCGGUCCGCUAUGAUGGAGGGGUCGGCGAGGGGGAGGAGUAAGCGCGGUGUCAGAGUCGGUGGUGAUGAAAGCGGAAGUCCCCGACGAAGCCAUUCCAGCGCAAGAAGGAGCUUUUCGUUGGAUGAUGAGAGGUUUCGACGGGGUGUUCAUGAUUUCAUUGCCAAGACCAGAGUGGGAAGACAUUCUCGAAAUGUGUCGCAGACUCAUCCGCCUCCAAUUCCUGAACAGCCUCAACCAGGAGAGUCUCUUCCCAGGAUAACGGAUCUCACCAUACCGCGACCAGCUUACCUCAUGAUCUCACCACCACAGGGCAUAAUCAUGCAUGCACUUACACUAUCUCUCAUCCCAUCAGCGCUAGCAAAGCAUAGGGAUCCUCACGACGUGGCAGCGGAGGAGAAGUUGGUCCGGAAUCCGACAUUGGUGGUCUAUGGAGACGAAGAUGGGUUUACGGCUGCGUCCAGAUUUAGGUCUUGGGCUACGAAAUUGCGAGAGAAGACCGACUCUGGGUUUAGAGCUGUUGAGAUUGAGACGGCGGGACAUUUUUGGCAUGAGGAGGGUGUUUUGGAUGAGUUGAGGGGGGCGGUCGGGGAGUUUGCUACGGAGUUACUUGCAGGAGUUUGA
Messenger RNA from Fusarium coffeatum, 1257 nucleotides. RefSeq lists its product as uncharacterized. The record is from RefSeq and is a predicted model, not a curated record. The coding region runs from base 1 to 1257 and encodes 418 amino acids. The transcript has 2 exons. NCBI's taxonomy places the organism in Eukaryota, Fungi, Ascomycota, Sordariomycetes, Hypocreales, Nectriaceae.